GUUUUGAGAACAAAAUGGCGUCAAGUGGAAUAAGUGUAAUUCGUUCUUUCAUCAAAAUCUUCAAGGCAGCCUACCUAUGGAUUGGUAUACUGUACAUAUAUAUAACAACAUUUGGUCUAAUAUUGCCCUGGUUGUGUCAAGAUCUUGGCUAUUCAUCGUAUUAUAACCCAUCUCUUCAAAGUAAAGAAAAAAUAGAUUUGGCAAAUGACAUGAGGACUUCCAUAGCGUACAAGACGUUGAGAAAAAUGCCUAAAAAAUUCAAAUCWAUACAAGAUAUUUCAAGUUAUUACARUCCGAAGUAYAAAGAAAGCAGCAUAAAGGUCACUUUUGUAGUUGUAAGCGUAAGUAGGCCUGCAAAUCCUCAUUAYUUAGUCCAAGUUGUUUCUCGUCUUCUUGACCAGACACUGAAAAAUAACSUGGAAAUAAGCUCAAAAAUCAUUGUYUUURAUGCUGAUGAGAAGCCUUCCCAAAACAAAGAUAUAGAAUUCGUUUCAAAKUAUGUGACUGUUGUCAGCAAAGAGGAUCUAAAUUUCCGAAAUGAUACCUCUGACUUGCAUGUUUAUGAGAAAGAGAAGCUUGACUACUUGUUGGCUUUGCAGCUAGGAAUUCAAGAAAAUGCAGAAUACACCGUUGUGAUAGAAGACGAUGCCUUACCAGAUAUCAACUUCAUACGAAACUUGAGCUUUCUKAUUAAAUGGAAAAUYCCWUGGCUUCRUUCUUUUCCAAAAUGGGCUUUCAUAAAGCUUUACUAUCCAGAAAAAUGGCAAGGYUUUGGAAACACAGAAAUACCCGAAUUGGUUGUUAUUUUCUUGAUCAGUGGUGCACUAUCUACAAUUUUGUGUUUAAGACUUGGAAAUAAUCAAGGYUUAGKRACAKYGCUUUUUAUAUUCAUCACYAGUGGRGSGUAUUUCACMUGUGUGGCUUAUACUAUAGGCAGAGCGCAUUUAAUUGAACUUGGAAAAACCUCAGMAAUAUUUUACAGAAUCACCAAGGCACAGGGUUGCUGCACGCCUGCUGUUUUAUAUCCCAAAGAACACAUAAGUGACCUUGUUCAGUUUCUCAGGAAGAAAACAUGUUCUGUAGAUUAUCCAUUUGAUUUUGCUCUGGAUGAUUUUGUCACAAGUAAAAAGCUAGUGAAAUAUUUAGCAAGCCCUAACAUGUUCUCACACAUUGGAUUCCAUUCUAGUUUGAAUAAGGCUGAUAAGGAUAUAAGAGAAUUUUCACUAUUAUUUAAUCCAUGAUUUUUUUCAAGAGGAUAUAAACUUGGAUAUAUACGCAGAGGUACAUAUGUUUUCCUCGAGUGUUAAAAACAUCUCACACGAGUGAUCGAGAGGAGCAGACACUGAGUUAGCUCAUAUCAGAAUAUAUUUUCUAGAAUCAAAAUGACCACAAAAAUUGUCACAGGAAUCGCCAGUGUAAACAGGCCUUAAGCCUUAAACAAAUUAAGCUGUUGCCACCAUGUUGGGUGAUCAAACAACAGAAUAAGAGAGUUUAAUGAGGUAUGCAUUGUUAUCUUUGUUGAACAUUGUGGCUGACAAAGAAUAGCAAAAAAUACACCUGGUUUUCCCUGUGGCCUUUCAUUGUUUCAUUAGUGCAAUAUUGUAUGUUUUUAGCUUGCAGUUAUUCUUUUUCAAUGUUUUGUUUUGUUUUGUUUUGUUUUGUUUUUUUUUUUUUGUUGCAAAAAGGGUUAUUCAGAGGCAUUUUUGUAUAAGUGAGAAACGUACUGUGCCAUAUUGUAACCGUAUCAGUACUGUGCCAUAUUGUAACCGUAUCAGUACUAUAAUCCCAAUCAAAACAUUCAAACCUGUAGUAACCAUACAUAUUGUAACAGUUAACGUUUCUCACUUAUAAGAAAAUGACUCUAGUGUAUGUGAAUGAACUACAGAACAGUGUCAUUACCUUUUGCUUCAUACAUCGUUCUUGUUCAGUGCCAUAGUCUAUUAAUCAGUAAAUACAGAAAAAUAUUUUGAWUUUUUUCAUGGUACAACAGCAUUUACUCUAGACAGAGAUAUUUACAAAGUAUAUAAAUUUAUAUUGAUUAAAAUUUAACUAAAAGUGGUCUAAAAACUCCAAGAUUGUAUAGYCACAAGGAGAGAAUUGGCAUGCAACAAGAUUUGCUAGGGUUGUACUCCAUUAUAAGGCCUUAUCAGCUAUAUAUAGACCUACAGCAUGUAGGUGACAUAGAAUAUUUUAUUACAGUAUGUUUUGAAGAACAUAUGAUUAAUUGAAUGAUGCAUUGAAUAGAAAAAAUAUCUGAAAAUAUUAUCAAAUGAUUUAUUAAGAUAUAAAGCAAUACUUUGUUCUUUAUUUAUGUCCAAUA
Exaiptasia diaphana is the source of this 2320-nucleotide messenger RNA. Its product is annotated as transmembrane protein 246-like. Gene Ontology annotation, cellular component: Golgi membrane. The transcript has a single exon. Gene Ontology annotation, molecular function: glycosyltransferase activity. Lineage: Eukaryota; Metazoa; Cnidaria; Anthozoa; Actiniaria; Aiptasiidae. Bases 15 to 1241 code for a protein of 408 amino acids. Gene Ontology annotation, biological process: GPI anchor biosynthetic process. The record is from RefSeq and is a predicted model, not a curated record.